This is a messenger RNA of Saccostrea cuccullata (small rock oyster), 1363 nucleotides long. RefSeq names its product probable 28S rRNA (cytosine-C(5))-methyltransferase. NCBI's taxonomy places the organism in Eukaryota, Metazoa, Mollusca, Bivalvia, Ostreida, Ostreidae. Gene Ontology annotation, cellular component: nucleolus. Gene Ontology annotation, biological process: maturation of LSU-rRNA; rRNA base methylation. The record is from RefSeq and is a predicted model, not a curated record. Gene Ontology annotation, molecular function: rRNA (cytosine-C5-)-methyltransferase activity; RNA binding.
AUGUUGCCGCAACAUAGCAGCAAUAUUGCUGCAAUAAUUUCACUUUGGAAAGGGUGUGCUUAUUAUAGCUACAAUGAAUUCCUUAUGGAGAAACUACUGCAGCUGUUUCCUCAUGAGAUAUCAGAAUUUUUGGAAGCCAAUGAAGUACAAAGACCGGUGACAAUUCGUACAAAUACACUGAAAACCAGGAGACGGGACCUAGCACAGGCUUUGAUCAACAGAGGAGUAAAUUUGGAUCCCAUUGGAAAGUGGUCAAAAGUUGGACUCGUAGUGUAUGACUCACAGGUGCCCCUAGGUGCCACACCUGAAUACCUGGCGGGCCAUUACAUCAUACAAGGAGGAUCUAGUUACCUCCCUGUCAUGGCCCUGGUCCCCCAGAGAGUUCUGGACAUGUCCUCAGCGCCAGGAGGAAAGACUACUCAUAUUGCUGCCUUAAUAAAGAAUACAGGGGUUGUGUUUGCCAAUGAUGCCAACAAAGACAGAGCAAAAGCAAUAGUUGGCAAUGUCCACAGAAUGGGCAUCACUAAUACAGUCAUCUGCCAUUACGACGGAAGGAAAUUUCCCUUUGUUAUGCAUGGUUUUGACAGAGUUUUGUUGGAUGCCCCAUGUAGUGGGACAGGGGUCAUUGCCAAGGAUACAGAGGUCAAGAUGAAUAAGGAUGAAAAGGACAUUCAGAGGUGCUCCUAUUUACAGAGAGAAUUAUUACUGGCGGCCAUUGAUUGCUGUGAUGCCAAGUCCAACACUGGAGGAUACAUUGUGUACUCCACCUGUUCUAUUCUUGUUGAUGAGAAUGAAUCUGUCAUAGAGUACGCAUUAAGCAAACGAAAUGUCAAAUUAGUACCCACAGGGCUAGACUUUGGCAAAGAAGGAUAUGUAAACUUUGAGAAACACAGAUUCCACCCCAAUAUGAAACUAACUAGACGGUUUUAUCCUCACACACAUAAUUUGGAUGGAUUCUUUGUUGCUAAACUGAAGAAAUUUUCAAACAAAAUUCCAGGGGAGGAAGAGAAAACUCGGGUUGCAACUGAGAUGGCAGAGUCUGUGAACAUUUCUGAUGAGGGCAAGAAGGAAAAGGAGGGAGAGAGGGACAGCAAACCAGCUGAAGACAAGAAGGAAGGGUCACCAGUCAAAAAAGAGAACCAGUGAAAGGGGACUAACAAAUAUAACAAAAAAGACAAGGGAAAAAAGACCUUCACAGUGGCCAAAUUCAAAAAAUUUAAAAGCCAUGAUGGAAAAUCAAAGCAAGUGAAGCAAAAGAAGAAAGCAAAGACAAAAAAAUGAAUCUGAAGUUUACGACAGUACAGUGAAAAUUUGGAAAAUGUUCAGGUUGUUAUCAGUUUUGGGAGAUAUGAUAGUGUAUGUG